Molecule: messenger RNA, 2788 nt
Organism: Phragmites australis (common reed)
Lineage: Eukaryota; Viridiplantae; Streptophyta; Magnoliopsida; Poales; Poaceae
Exons: 4
Coding region: 177-2546 (789 amino acids)
Source: RefSeq, a predicted model, not a curated record
UCUAGCUAACCAUGAAGUGUCCACCAUCAAUCCACCAUCAUGGUAUGUAGUGCUCAGUUUCAUAUCCUCAUGUCUUUCAAUAGCCAGUAAUUUAUGCCCUCGAGUUAACUUAACCAAUGUUCCGAUCGCUCUUAGUAUAUCAGAGCUUGAGCUGAGCAUUGAUGUGUAAUGAGAUCAUGGGCAACAACAACGUCACUGGUCAACAAGUAUCAGAAGAUCCCGUUCAAGGUGUCGGCAAAAUCAUUGAGCCCUCAAAUGGUUCAACUGGGCUCAACGACACAAACACUGAGAAAAAUACUGAGAAGGAUGGCACUCAGGAUACAAAUAUGUCAAAGUCCUUAAAGGACUCCAUCAUUUCCAAUGGUGGAGAUGAACAAGUGGCCUCUUAUCGAAAUAAUUCAUCAUCUAAGAUUGAAGGCUUAGAUGAGAAAAGCAGGGGCUCGAUUCAGGACAAUGCAUCAACACAAGAUGAUCAGAGUGGUAACUUACCAAAAGAAGAUCAUGAACUAGUGAAGGACGAGACAACUGAAACAGCUAUAUAUCCUGCAGAAAUAAUUUUUCCUGUCAGCACCACCAUUGAAGAUAUGAUAAGCAUCAAGGAUAGUUCAGUAUCUAGUGAAAAGGUCAAACAAAUCGUGCAUGGGACUCGAGACAGGAGCGGAGAAAGUACUGUGGGUAAUUUCAGAUCAUUGUUAGAGGAAAAUAUAGAAGGGUCACUAGAAGAUGAGGAAGAAUCUAGAAGCCAUGAAAAUGCACCGAUGGGUGGCAAUCUCUCUGGUGAAGAUACAAAUGAAAUAUUACAACAAGGACACAUUGAGGUGUCAACAGUAGAGGGUCAGUUGAUGCAAAUGCAAGGAGAAACUACAUCGUCAACUGAAUCAAUUGUCAGUACUUAUCUUGAUGCAGAUGAUUCUGAGAUUAAGGAAGUUGUCAUAGAAGAUAAGCCUAGACAAAAAGACAGUCCAUCAUAUGUGCAACUAUUAGAUGCCACAAAUAUGAAGACAUCCAAGGAUUAUAUCACAGAAAUACCACAAGUAAUCAGUGCAGUCACCACAACAACAAUAGUAGAGCCUAUGAUUGUAAGUGAUGAAGCAAUUGAGGAAGGAGAGAAUAUACAUGGAUAUGAAGAUAUUCCAGAGUAUAGUGCACCUGAUAAUCUCUAUAAUGGCGAAUUUGCUGCAAAAUUUCAGCCAUAUCUAAGAAAUCCAAGUGUAAUAAAGGAACAAGAACCGGAGAAACAUGAAAUAAAUGAGAGGGUAGUUGUAUCAAGAAAGAUUUCAGAUUCUGUUACUACAACAGUGGAGCAUAGUGGCAUUGAAAGAACAUACAUGAAGGAAGAUGUUGACAAAACUGUCGCAGUUCAGAAUCUAGCAUAUAAUUUUGAACAGGAGAAGGAGCCUGAGGAAUAUGAUGGUAACUUAGUCAGUCCUGUUGAGGUCAAUGGAAAGGAUUUGACAUGCUUACACUCAUCUUCAUCACAUCAUCUUCUUACUGUGAAUGACGAAAAAGAACAAAGAGAAGUCAAUGGAGUAACUGGAAUACUAGAGUGUGAUAAAGAGACAGUGAAAGAAAUUUUAGAACAAGGUAAUAAGGUAAGUAAUACAGAAGGAUUAGGUCAAAACAUUGAUGCACAGGUAGCAGCAAAGGAGGGAGGAGACUUAUCCAAUUUACCAAUGACCACAUCAUCAAGUCCUCUUCUGUUACUAGAAGAUUUUGACAAGGGAUGUAUAAAGCUUGAUAUCUCAGAUAGUAAUGAAGGGACCAUCACCUCAACAUAUAACGCAAGGACCAGAGAUACACAAGAAACUAUAACCAGCUCACAAGGUGAUCGGUCUCAGCAGAUACAGUUUGAAGAACAUGACGUUGUAAAACUUGACAACGGUGAGAUUCUUAGCACUUGCAUGCAGUUGGUGGAGAACAGCUCAAAGAUAGGAAAAAUCUUUACUGAUGGUUCUAACCACAAGAAAGUAGGUGUGAACGCUACGUCGAUAAGUUUUACUAUUGAAUCCAACCAGGAGGGUUCUACAACAACCACUACAGCUAUAGGCUUUACUGCUGAAUGCAACCAGGCGAAAGACACAACAGGUGUUGAUAGGGCUACAGAGGAACAAUAUAUUCUUCAGACAUCAACUCAUGUUAAAGAAGCUAGUGAAGAGACUCCACUUCUUCAGAGAGUUGAGAGCAUAUGUUCUUUCAGUCAUUCUACUGAACAGCAUAGCAAAGUAGGCAUGGGCAUGCCCAUGGCUGACAUCUCUGUGAUGCAAUUUAAAGUCGAAGAUGAAGAAGAAUCUGAGAAGAGCCCACUGUUGAGCCCCAGGGAGCCAUCAGGAGGAGACUUCAGAGUACCAAAUCACUCUGCACGAAACAAGAAACCAUUUCAGAGCUUAAUGACAGAGGACGGGGUUGGUAUGUUGUCUCCACUGAAGGAACAAGAAUCGAUCCCAAAUAACAUUGUCUUGGUUAGUUCUCCAAGAAGCAGAGGAAAACAGAAGACAAGAUCUUCCUUUUUCACCAGUUGCAUGUGUUGUGCCACACCUACAAACUGAUGUUUUGCUACAUGUGUGUUCCUUUUCUUUCUGAAUUCUUCAGUGCUUGGUUAAUUACUUUGCCCAACAGCUUUAUGAUAAAGUUGGUGCGGUGAAAAAUGUAUUGCAGGUGUCAAGAUCAAGAAUUUUGAUAUACCACACUUGUAUUUGAUUGGGUAUUUAUAAAACUGUCGUCUUCUUUGCACUGAUGUAUCUGAUCAGAAGAAUGAACGCCAUGGGUUUUACACCAACAGGCAACAAUC